GGCCGCGCCGCUGCCGCCGGGAGCGCCCGGGGCCGAGCCGGGCCGGGCCGGGCUGCGAGCAGAGAGGCUCUGCAUUGACGUCACAAUGACACGGUGAAGCUGAAGGCAGGAGCUGGGAACAGUUCUUGUGCUUCACUUUUGGAAAUUGAGGGAGUCUGCCAUCACUGCCUUCCUUCCAGCAUGGCCAAGAGUGCAGAGGUGAAGCUGGCGAUCUUCGGCCGCGCUGGCGUGGGCAAGUCAGCUCUCGUGGUGCGGUUCCUGACCAAGCGGUUCAUCUGGGAGUACGACCCAACGCUGGAGUCGACAUACCGUCACCAAGCUACCAUUGAUGAUGAAGUGGUUUCCAUGGAGAUACUAGACACAGCUGGCCAGGAGGAUGCCAUUCAGAAAGAGGGACACGUGCGAUGGGGCGAGGGCUUUGUGCUGGUUUACGACAUCACGGACAGAGGCAGCUUCGAGGAAAUGCUGCCGCUUAAGAACUUGCUGGACGAGGUCAAAAAGCCCAAAAACGUCACGCUGAUCCUGGUGGGCAACAAAGCAGACCUGGAUCACUCCAGGCAAGUCAGCACGGAGGAAGGGGAGAAGCUGGCCACGGAACUGGCGUGUGCUUUUUACGAGUGCUCGGCCUGCACGGGAGAGGGGAACAUCAUGGAGGCCUUCUACGAGCUGUGCCGCGAGGUGCGGCGCCGCAAGAUGGUCCAGGGCAAGACCCGGAGGAGAAGCUCCACCACCCACGUCAAGCAGGCCAUUAACAAGAUGCUGACCAAAAUCAGCAGCUAAAAAAGAGCUGUCCUAAGCCAGAGAAGUGUUUUAGACUGUAUUAGCUUGGAGUCGGGAUGGGACAAGCAGAGUUUAGUGAGAAAUGGUCGAAUCUUUGCAAUGAAGAAAAAAACCACAAAAAGACAAACGCCGCCACUUUUUGGAGUAACACGGAAUCAUACUGUUUUCCUGUUUUGAAAUGUAUUUAGCCACACUGCUUCUGACUAAUUUGGGGGGGAAAAAACCAACAAACACCAAAUGAACUCCAAAUGACUAGACAAUUGUGGGGAUUGGCAACCAAGAGAGAAUCUUCUGCUUCUACAUGACUAGCUCCAAUCCCCUGCAAGUCAGCAGUGCCUAAACAUCACUUCCAGCCAGACAGCUGCUCAGUAGCCUUUGGAGAGUAAAAUUCAGCCCUCAGUCCACCAACAACCAUCACAACUAGUGUUCUCCAGGACUGAAUAUGUCUGUGUAGAGGCUGCUGUGUGGAAACAAAGUUCACCUGACACCUUCACCAGCUCUGAGUUGGCUCAUUGUAUGCUUUCACUCCUUCCUUGUUAUUUUUGUCAAAUCCAUGAGUGUUGACGUUCUUAGCAAGGUAUGCAAAAAAUAUAGGAAAGGUCUAUUUCCUAGAAUGUUUAGCCAGCUAGACACACAUUUCAAGAGAGCUAAAGUUCAGCUUCUCUUCCAGCUCCUCUGAAACUGCAGAGUUCUCCAAAAUAAUCAUCGAAUCCAGCAGUAUUUCACCAUUUCCCCCUCAAAGUGCUUGGGGAAAUGGGAGUAAAGUUGGGAAAUCAAACUGAAAAAAAAAAUAAUAAUCAUAUUACUAUUAAUGUAGCUAUGGGUAGUUUUUAGAUUUUUUUUGUCUUUUUUUUCAAUCCAAGUAGUUCUUCUUAGUCUAUUUUAUACUGAAGAAGAACUGAAUCCUUGGGAAGGCAAGUAUUUAAAAUCUAAGCUCAAAUGUAAAUCAGAUCUGAAUUGCCUCUACCAUAUCAAAAGACCAUAAUUUUCAGCUGUUUAAAUUCCCAGAUGCUGCUUGGAGCACUCUGGGGCUCAAAGCAGUGCAGGUUUUUUGUGACUUUUAUCUGGCACAUUGAAGUGGAAAUACAUUUUAUGAGAUUUUGGUGCCUGGGAUAAAAAGAUGUCCAGUGCUUUCCUUCUCCCUCAUCAUCUCAUUUAAGUUUUGCCUCCAGUCUAAUUGGUUUCUUAACUGCUAAAAGAUGCAAGAACCAAGAUUGGAAGCUUUUAAUUCAGAUUGUGCUGGUCUCCCACCAGUGGUGUAGCAUCCCUUUGGGCAGCUCAGACUGUCAACACGUAGAGCCACAGCCAAGGGUUGGGAUGACAAAUUAGCAGUGUUCUCCUUUGAGGAACAGCCCCCAUGGAGUAUUUGCUUACAACUUUAUUCUCCACUGCUUUGUACUUCAUGUGGUUAUUUGUGAAGAAGUGACUCCAAAAGCCUGUCAAAUUCGAAUUGCCACAGAUGUAGGAAAACUGAGUAAAUCUACCUGGCUAGCACUUUGUAAAGCUCUAGGUAGCCACGGUUUUGCCAUUUUUAGUAUUGUAGAAUCAACACAAGUGUAAAAGAGCGAGCUAGUGCCUGUUCACAAACCAGAAUUCUUUAGCUGAGGGACUGAACUUGCCAGCAAUUUAGCUACAUUAGGAGCCAGAGUGGGCAUUUGCAAGUUGAAGCACUGAGGUUCUGUUAUCUUUCAAAUCAGUGCUGGUGCACGAAGUAAACAAAAUCCUUACCUGCAAUCCCAUGGCAACGUAGUCACGUCUUUACUUUGGUGUGCUAAGCAAUUGGUUCAUCCCUCUUAGAAAACCUCAACUGUUCUUUUAUCUGAAAAUCCUUUCUUGGGGUUCAGGUUGGAGCUGCAUUUAAAAUACAAAAACGUUAUAAAUGAAUGACAGGAGAAAAUAAAUAAUCGUAUUCAUAUGAGAAGAGUUGAAAGGAAGGAGAGGCUAAGUUAUGGCUCUCAUACUUUCCAAAAGAUUUCCAGCAAAUUGUAUCUUCUUUAAUAACAUCUGUGUAGAUAAAUUAUAAAGCCCUGGUGAAAAUGAAAAUGUUCCACUGUGCAAACAUCCCUUGUUACAAAAAGAACCUAAAAUAAAAAUAGUAACAUUCCUUUACAAGGACUGAAUUUGAAAGUUGCCAAAGAAGAGAAACACUUGGUCAAAAAGAAGGCUGCCAUUUUGUGACCCUUCCUCCAAAAUUAACACAAACUUCUUUAAUUAAUUGCUCAUUCAUUUGUUUCCCUCUAAGCCAUUUCUGUUGAUACGCAUUACACAGCAUUAAAUGCAACUUGAUCUACUGUUGCUCACAAUGUUGCAACCUAUUACUGGAUAUGUUGUAAAUCUUUCAUAUUCCCACAAUGUGCAAAUUGAGCCCAAAAUUGCCCAAGCAUUGAAAGGGCUGAUUGCAGCAUGAACCCACAAUCAGUAGCCUUUCUGCAGCAGACAUCAGCAGAUUCAAUUCUGUUUCUCCUGCUGCUGUUUAUGUGUGUGUAUGUGACACUAAUAUUGAAUUUCUCCGCCCUCUGCCACUUCUGCAGAGAGAGGAUGGGAAAGAAGAUAAAAAUGAGGAGGAGAGGUGAAAGGGAUACUUGUUACCUUAAACAAGUUGGCUGUCAUUUAUGAAGUUUUUUAAAAUAUUUAUCUUCAAUUGAUGAAGAGUUAGUCAUGCCCGUGCUGCAAGACCUGGAUCAGGACCCAAGACUUCCCUGGAACUCUGAGAAUCUUUGUAUCUGGGGGUUUGAUGCAUCCACAGAUGGAAGAGAGGAUCAGCCACGGGGUUUGCACCUGGAUCCAGACAGGUUGUCCCCAACCUGGGGAUAGUUGGAUCUGGCAGUUUGCUACAAGGCUAGUUGAUUUUUAUAUAUAUAAUGAUCUGUAUGCAUUUUUACAUUAAAAAUAUGAAAGCUUGUGCUUGUAGAUAAUAUAUAAGAAAAAAAAUAAAAAAUAAAAAAAAAAUAUAGUGUUUUCUGUAAUGAACUCACAUAUUGAUCUUCCAUUAGGUAUCUCCAGUGUUCCUUCCAGCUAUUAAGGGGCCAGUUUCAAAAGCUCUGAUUUGGUUCUUAUUUAAUCUUUAUCUAAGGAAAACAAACAGUGAAUUUUACCAGAAUAAGCACUGAAAAAUUUGGUUGAUUUUACUUGAACUAAUUUGGCUGUUAGUCCUGGAAUAGAGAAGUCAAACAGCAUCUACAGUGAGGCACAGCUCCAAAUGUCCUUGCUAACUAUUUCAAGGCUGAUGAAAACAGUUACAGGGUAAGUAACUAACCUCAGUGAAACCCACCAAAAUCUGUCCUGCCAAAUAAAUAACACAGACCUUGAUCCCAAGCUUCUGAGGUGAAAUCCUGGGAUAAGAAGUCUGGGAGAUUUAUGCUGGUGAUUUGGACAGAGGCAACUUUUCACCUGCUGCCAACUCCGCCCCUGUUAAAUGAUAAUUCACUGUUAAUCUGAGGAGGAUGUACAUAAUUUGUACCUUAUGAAAGGUACAUUAUAUGAAUGAUAAAUACUCAAACAGAGCAGGGGUAUUACGCUGUAGCAGAGGAAGCUUCAGCACUGAAAAGGAGAGUUUAAUCCAUUCUUUUUCCCCCCAAACUUGGGCCAACCAAAUGGUGAACAGGAGUGGGGAUAUAAGAAUGGUAUAAGAAUGUCACAACAGGCAGAGCACUGCAUAAAACCUGGGUGAAAACUCCCAACACCAGUCACUGUCUGCCUCUGGAGCACUACAAAGCAGCCUUGAGCUUUGUCAAGCCACAGAACAUUAUUUUGCUCCAGUCAAAAUAACGUCUCCUGCACAGUAAGUAUCUGCUGUCAUAAAGGCUAUGCAUAAACAGUCUUGGGGUUCCUUUUAUCUUUUUCCUUAAUGGCUCAAUACAUAUGCAAAUCUUAAGAAGAAAAAGGAAAAGAGGCUUUAAUUAACAGAGGCUUCCUGGCAUUUUGAUGUAUCUGCCUUUAUGCUCUUAGCAAAAUUAAACAUAUAAUGAAAACAGUGUCAUCCUA
Molecule: messenger RNA, 4764 nt
Organism: Melospiza georgiana
Lineage: Eukaryota; Metazoa; Chordata; Aves; Passeriformes; Passerellidae
Gene: RERG
Product: RAS like estrogen regulated growth inhibitor
Exons: 5
Coding region: 181-780 (199 amino acids)
Molecular function (GO): GTPase activity; GTP binding
Source: RefSeq, a predicted model, not a curated record